Molecule: messenger RNA, 2559 nt
Organism: Penicillium concentricum
Lineage: Eukaryota; Fungi; Ascomycota; Eurotiomycetes; Eurotiales; Aspergillaceae
Exons: 5
Coding region: 1-2559 (852 amino acids)
Cellular component (GO): plasma membrane
Molecular function (GO): calcium-activated cation channel activity
Source: RefSeq, a predicted model, not a curated record
AUGGAUAGUAUAACGAAUAACGACUCAAAUAUUGGCUCGUCGCGAGGCGACGCGUCAACCACCUCCGGUGAUAUUGCUAGCAGUCUCACCGGCGGAGGGGGCUCAUCAGGCUCGGCAUUGAUGAUGACUUUAUUGCCUGCACUCGCAUACGCUUUGUUUUGGGUCAGCCUGUUUCUGAUAUUUCGGCGAACUCAACGCCGAUGGUACGCUCCGAGAUCCUACUUGCCCGAUAUACAUGAGCAUCAACGGAGUCCCGAGUUGCCUUCUGGUUGGGUGAACUGGCUCGGGACAUUUUUAAAAAUCGAAGACAAUCAUGUGCUUCACCACUCAUCGCUAGACGGGUAUCUGUUCCUGCGAUUUUUGCGCGUCCUGGCUGCAACAUGUCUGACAGGCUGCGUGAUUACAUGGCCCAUUCUGUUGCCACUUCAUGCCACCGGGGGCAACGGCAAUACUGAGCUCGAUAUCUUGAGUUUCAGUAACGUCAAGAACCCCAACAGAUACUAUGCCAAUGUUAUAGUGGCAUGUGUUUACUUCUCGUUCGUGUUUUAUGUCGUAGUCAGAGAAAGCCUGUACUAUGCAAAUCUCCGCCAGGCCUACCUCAAUUCGCCUGCCUACGCAUCUCGAAUGUCGUCCCGUACAGUCCUCUUCAUGUCAGUUCCGGAUGCGUACAAGAAUGAGGACAAACUACGACAAGUAUUUGGGGACUCGAUCCGCCGAACUUGGAUUACCUCCGACUGCUCAAAGUUGGAAAAGAUGGUUAGAGAACGAGAUCAAUUAGCCGAGAAGCUGGAGACCGCAGAGACCAAGCUCAUUCGACGAGCAAAUAAAAUUCGCACCCAAGCAAUCAAAACAGGCGAAUUGAAUACUGAUGUGUGCUUGGACUGCGAGUCAAGCAACCCGGCAUGGUCUCACAAGGUCCAACGUCCCAUGCAUCGACUGAAACUUUUUGGCGAAAAGGUCGACUCUAUCCACUGGUAUCGGGCUCAGCUCGCAAAGAAAAUCGAAGAAGUAUCAAAUAUGCAAUCCAAACACCAAAAGGGUCAAGCAAAAAUGCUUAGUGCAAUCUUUGUCGAAUUCAACAGCCAGGCUGAUGCACAAGUCGCCCUACAAACCCUGUCGCAUCACCAGCCGUUCCAUAUGACGCCUCGAUUCAUUGGAGUUUCCCCUUCCGAGGUGGUAUGGUCGGCACUGAAUCUAAGCUGGUGGCAAAGAAUUGUCAGGAGAUUCGCAGUCCAGGGAUUCCUGGCGGCGAUGGUCAUCUUUUGGUCGUUUCCUGCGGCAAUAGUUGGUGCAAUUUCGAAUAUCACGUACAUUUGCACGCUGAUACCCUUCCUCAAAUUCAUUCUUGACUUGCCCGAUUUCAUGAAAGGAGCGAUUGAGGGCCUUCUGCCUGCUGCGGCCCUAGCGGCGUUGAUGUCGCUAGUACCGAUCAUAUGUCGCAUAUGUGCUAGGCGAGCUGGAGUCCCAUCAAAGGCACGGGUUGAGCUGUUCACACAAAGCGCCCACUUUGUCUUCCAAGUGGUCCAAGUGUUCUUGGUCACGACCUUGACAUCGGCUGCAUCGGCUGCUACUGCACAAAUCGUCAAGGAUCCUCUCUCGGUCAAAGAUCUGCUGGCGCAGAACUUACCCAAGGCGACUAAUUUCUACAUUUCUUACUUCAUGCUGCAGGGACUGAGUAUGAGUUCCAUGGCCCUUGUUCAAAUUGUCAGUGCCUUGGUGUUUAAGUUUGUGACCACAUUUUUUGCCUAUUCCCCUCGUCGUCUGUUUCAAGGAUGGGCCGAACUGGCCAGUCUCAGCUGGGGCAAUGUCUUCCCCAUCUUCACCAACAUGGCUGUAAUUGCGUUGACCUAUUCAUGCAUCGCACCUCUGAUUCUGGGAUUUGCCUUCCUCGGACUUUAUCUUGUGUACCAAGCCUACCGAUACAACUUCCUCUUCGUAUAUGACAUCAAUAUUGAUACAAAGGGACUAGUCUACCCACGAGCCCUGCAACAUUUGUUAACGGGUCUCUACCUGGCUGAAAUUUGCUUGAUAGGACUUUGCGCCAUCAAGGGUGCUAUCGGCCCAGUCAUCAUCAUGGUUCUAUUCAUGAUUGGCAACAUUUUGGCGCACAUGUCGCUCAACGACGCACUCACCCCACUGAAUACUUUCUUACCACGAUCCCUUGACGCCGAGGAGGAAAUGCUUCAAGAAAAAGAAGAUGCAGUGGCAGCGAUCAACGAAGAGCGCCGCCCACGCGCAAUGGCCUUCUGGAGAUGGUUCCACCCGAACGUAUACAAAGAUUACGCGGCAUUGCGUCAAAAGGUUCGCCGGAAUCUUGAGGAGGUUUCGUACACACCCGAAGAGAUGCGUACAGCAUAUUUCGAACCAUGUGUAGCAUCGCCACCACCGAAUUUGUGGAUCCCACGCGAUAAGUGGGGGUUCAGUAACCAUGAGGUUUUGGAGACUGAUUCCAUCAUCAGCAUCACGGAUGAGGGUGCGCACUUGAAUGAGAGGAAUAAGAUUGUGUGGGAUAAAUAUGACCCUCAUCUUCCUUUACGGGAAUUAAAGACCCUGUAUUGA